Molecule: messenger RNA, 2229 nt
Organism: Tuber aestivum (summer truffle)
Lineage: Eukaryota; Fungi; Ascomycota; Pezizomycetes; Pezizales; Tuberaceae
Source: the annotation of a GenBank genome assembly
AGGAAACCAAGCAGAACAUCAUCGUCCGCCGUGCCCUACAAAAUUAGCAUCACGCAUCCCGGUGAAAGGUAAAAAAGAAGUGACCUCAAGUUUACAGGUACAAAUACCGCCCCAGAGGCCCUCCCCGUCAUGACCUGCUUUCGAUUCACCACGACCCGAAUCCUCAUCGUCUCAGCCCUUCUCGCCGCAUUAGCCUUACUAGUUCCUAGAAUUCGCGAACCCCUGCGCCCCGCGUUUAACGACAUACCGUCAUUCCUCGACCGCUCUACAUCAACCCGUACAGAAAGCUUCAACGCUACAAUGACCGGAAAGAAGACGGUUGCCUACUUUGUCAACUGGGUUAGUGAUUUUAAAUUACGAUUGCUGUUAUUCCGAUGCAGUGAGCUUUAUUGUUGAUUCCCCAGUAUCGCAAAUAGGGCAUCUACGGCCGCAAUUACCAACCCCAGGACAUCCCAGCUUCUCAUUUAACACACAUCUUGUGUAAGCCAGCGAACAGCGCACCCUGCCGGAAACUCUGCAAUACGGCGUAGCUGGGCACAUGACAGAUAAGCUAAUGCUGCACCAGACUCCUUCGCCAAUGUCCGCCCUGAAUCCGGUGAAGUGUAAGCCCUCGUCUCCUCCAGCAUCCCUAUACGCCGGACAUUCCGAUCUGACCAAGCACUCCCACAGUUACCUGAGCGACACGUACUCCGAUCUUGGUAAACAGCUAACAAACCACCCAUAUCCAGACAGACAGACAGACAGAAAGCUAACAAUCAAACAGAAAAGCACUACCCCACCGACUCCUGGAAUGACGUUGGCACUAACGUCUACGGCUGCAUCAAGCAGCUCUUCCUCCUGAAGAAGUGCAACCGCAAGCUCAAGACCCUCCUAUCCAUCGGAGGAUGGACCUACUCUGCCAACUUUGCGCCUGCAGCAGCUACGGCCGCCGGCAGAUCUACAUUCGCCAGGACCGCUGUUCAGCUCGUUAGGGAUUUGGGAUUUGAUGGUAUCGAUAUUGAUUGGUAUACCCUUUCGCCUGAUGUUUUAUAUGAGGCAUGUGUUAACCCGGUUGGACAGGGAAUACCCGGCUGGUACGACAAGAUUGGGAUAUCUUGAUACUGGCGAGGACCAAGCUAAUAUCUCGAUAUUUUAGAUGCCACUCAGGCUCAGAACUUUGUUUCUCUAUUGGCAGAGUGCCGUGCACAACUCGACGCUUAUGGGAACCAGUACGCACCGGGCCAGAGGCUGCUUUUGACUAUUGCUGCUCCUUGCGGCGGUACAUACCCACCUUCCCCCCUACAAGUAAUCCCCCCAGUCUGACUGUGGUGCCCUCCCAGCAACCCACUAUACCAAACUCCCAAUCGGCCAAAUGAACCAAUACCUCGACUUUUGGAACCUAAUGGCCUACGACUUCGCCGGAAGCUGGGAUUCCAACGCCGGCCACCAAGCAAAUCUCUACCCCUCAGCUGCCAACCCGGCAAGCACGCCCUUCAACGCCAACGACGCCGUGAACGCCUACAUUGCUGGGGGUGUCCCGUGCAACAAGAUAAUCCUCGGCAUGCCCCUCUACGGCCGCUCCUUCCAGGCCACUGCCGGGCCCGGAACCUGCUUCACCGGCAUCGGCGGCGGGAGCUGGGAGAAUGGCGUAUGGGAUUACAAGGCGCUGCCGAAAGUCGGUGCUAACGAGAACGCUGAUAGCAGUACCGUUUCCUCGUGGAGCUAUGACCCUGCCGCCCGGGAGAUGGUUUCCUACGAUACCCCCAUUGUUGCGCAGUUCAAGAGCUCGUAUAUCCUGGCGAAGGGCUUGGGCGGUGGCAUGUGGUGGGAACUGAGCUCCGAUAAGCCGAUUGGGGACCCGAGAUCUCUGAUUAAGACUACCGUGGACUCGCUCGGUGGCACGGGGUCACUGGAGACCACCCAUAACAUUCUUACGUACCCCGGAAGCAAGUAUGACAAUUUGAGAAGCCAGUUCGGAAGUGAAUAGGCGUUGGCGGACCCCCACAGUCCCCCGACGGAUGGGAUGGAAAUGGAUAUCCAUCAGCAGAUUUCCUCUGUCAAGGGUUUUUCAUGAUAUCUAUUUAUUCGGGACGGGUUGUGAUAUUAUUGCUUGGAUCCACGGUCGCUUCUGGAUAGGGAUAGGAUGGAGGAUACGGCUUGUGGUUCAUUAGUCAUAGUAUAUCACUCGUUUAUAUUAGAAAUCAAUAAUAAUUCGAGGUAUGGCUUGGGGAAGCCAAAGUGAACAAUCAG